AUGCUCUCGCAGAAUGUGUCCAAGACGACGGUGCCGUCGUACUACAUGAUCCGCACCAACCUCCCGCAGCGCAAGCCGCAGAACCAGUGGGAGGGGGUGUAUUACUUCAGCGGCAUCACCAAUCGGCAGCGCCACCUCGUCUUGCUCCAGCGCAAACGCGAGCGGGAGGCACACAUGCGGGCGUUCAGUGCCUCCUGUGCCAAUGUGCUGCGGUUGUUUGAGGGGGACACUCAGCAGCAGCAAACGGCGCAGGCGCCAGAGCUUUCCUCCCCGCGCGGUCAACUCGAUCUGGCCACGCGUUUGGCGCAGCACGGGCUUUACCAGCAGGCAAGCCACAUUGUAGAUGAGUUGCACCGACGGCGUGCACUCGGCGUGAACCACUAUACUCUUCUCAUUGACGCACUUGCAGCCCCUCGUGUGGGACGGCGGAUUUUGCACUGCAGCGCACAGAGCGACCCCACGCUCACGUACAAGUUACUUGGAGACGAUAACGGCGAGGAGCGGGCACAGGAGGCGUACCGGUGGUUUGACAUGGCGCUCGCACAGCUGACGGCAGAGUGCCGGAUGGGCGGUGAUGGGCACUGCCCACCGCAGGCCACAGCGGCUGCCACGCACCUGGUGAACGCGUUGAUGCGUACGCUUUUGACCUGCGGCUACACGCAUGUCGCCGCCGUCCCUGACGCGGUGUACGACCGCAUGGGGAUGAUGGGCAUUUCCCCCACAAUUAGCACCUACGAGCUGGUGAUGCUCGCCCUAUCGCUGCAGGGAAACAUGCAGGAGGCAGAGAGCGUCUUCUCCUUCCUGCGCAAGCACCACAAUGAGCACGUGACGAUUGGCAGCUUCAACGCACUUCUUUUAGGGCACCGCGAGGGUCGGCAGUUUGACCGCUGCGACGCCAUCUGGCAGGAGCUUGUGGACCGCCGGUGGCCGCGCGCCAACGUGCUGACGGCGGAGCUUUACCUGCGCAGCAUCGUGGACCACUCCUACACACCCACGAGUGAGCCGCUGCAGCGCUUCGGGAACAUCAACGUGGUUGAGAAGAAGAAGGUGCCGCUGGUUUUGGCGCAGAUGGACGAGCUCGGCAUCCCGCGCGCCCACCUCUCGCGGCCGCUCAUGGAUGAGGUGGAGGACGCCUUGCGCAAGUUCUGCAUCUACAAGUCACGCUUCUACGAGUGGGGGCGCGCGGUGAAGCAGUUCAACUUCAUCGAGUUCCGCCGCCGCAACGGGUGGAUGUACGACCUGCACCUGAUGAAGAACACCACGAAGCAGGUGGGGCCGCUGCGCGACUUCAACCAGCCAGACGCCGUGCAGGCAGCCGCGGCCACGGUGGAGCUGCCCGCGUUCUUCAACGAACGCCAGGCGUGGGAGAGGCCGCCGCUGGAGGAGACGUUGUCCGUCACGGAGACGAGGGAGCGCUACGACGACGUACGCGCAGGCGACAUCUACGAGGACAUCACCCGCGGCCUGCACGACCGCUCCCCGACGUGGAUGAACGAGGUGCCCGAGACCCGCUACGAUCGCCUGUACGGCGUGAAUCACCCGGACAUCGCAAAGAUUGGCAUCCGGCGGCACCUGAGCGCGGAGUACGUGAACCGCAAGGAGGUCGUGGAGCGUGACGCGGCCCUCAUGAAGAAGAACUUGAGCAGCGGCCGGCGCCUGCGGCACAAGGUGGAGUCGUCCCGCACACACCGCAACGCUGGCUCACUGGGCGGCACCGCCGCCUCCACGUCUGCCUCACGGUAG
Trypanosoma conorhini is the source of this 1743-nucleotide messenger RNA. RefSeq lists its product as uncharacterized. Lineage: Eukaryota; Euglenozoa; Kinetoplastea; Trypanosomatida; Trypanosomatidae. Gene Ontology annotation, molecular function: protein binding. The record is from RefSeq and is a predicted model, not a curated record. The transcript has a single exon. Bases 1 to 1743 code for a protein of 580 amino acids.